Messenger RNA from Epithele typhae, 4401 nucleotides. RefSeq names its product nucleic acid-binding protein. Gene Ontology annotation, cellular component: small-subunit processome; nucleolus. Bases 1 to 4401 code for a protein of 1466 amino acids. The transcript is spliced from 15 exons. NCBI's taxonomy places the organism in Eukaryota, Fungi, Basidiomycota, Agaricomycetes, Polyporales, Epitheliaceae. The record is from RefSeq and is a predicted model, not a curated record. Gene Ontology annotation, biological process: rRNA processing. Gene Ontology annotation, molecular function: RNA binding; protein binding.
AUGGCCGCCGGAAAGAAGCGCGUCCUGGACGAUUCCGCGGUUGCCCCCAAAGCAAAGAAGACAAAGACCGAGGACCGCGUCAAGAACCCAAAAGAAAAGAACCCAAAACCGGAGCAACCCGCGUCGACAUUGGUCUUGGAGGAUGUCGACUUCCCCCGAGGUGGAGGAACGAACCUCACUCCUCUUGAAGUGAAGACCUUGCGCUCAGAGGCUGCCAAGGAAGCAGACAAGGAGCUUUUUGAAGAAUCUUCGAACAAGCCUGCAAAGCGUCGGCGUAAGUCAGAGGCAGGCGCUUCAGGGAAAGCGUCCAAGGAUGGCAAGAAAGUUGGAGUACGGAUAGAGCACCUCAACUACAAGAGGGUGACUGAAGGCAUGAAGAUUCUUGGCCAAAUCGUCUCCGUGGAACCCCUCGCGCUCAUCGUUUCUCUCCCCAACCAACUCUUCGCUCACGUACCGAUCACUCAAGUCUCUACGCAACUCACCGAGAUUUUGGAGACCAUGGAGGAUGGAGACACAUCUUCAGACGAGGGAGAAGAGAACACAUCGUCCCGGGUGCCGGAUUUGUUCGAAAUCUUCCGUCCCGGACAGUACGUUCGUGCAGUGGUCGCCGCUGUACAUGCAUCUGGGUCGACAGACAUGUCGGGUCUCGGCCGUGCACGAGAUGAAAUCCAGAGAGCAAGCAGGAGAGUUGAGUUGAGCAUUAUUCCGAGCAAGGUGAACGAAGGCAUCGCCAAAGGCGAUCUACGUCCAGGCCUGACAUUUGCGGCUGCCAUUCGGAGUGUUGAAGAUCACGGCUACAUCCUCGACGUGGGCGUACCCGACGUUUCCGGCUUCCUGUCUUUCAAGGAAGCUCAGAAGGGCCCGACGGGCGACGUCAAAAUGCGCGUCGGCCAAUUGUUGGACGUCGCAGUCUCCAAGAUGUCAGCCAACGGGAGAACAUGUACUGUAAUUGUGGACCCGAAAGUUGUCACUACGGUCGCUCUAUCUGAAAUCAGCAGCGUCACGUCGGUGCUACCGGGCGAUCUCGUGCAAUCUCUGAUUACUGCUGUACAACCGGACGGUCUCGUCGUGCAAGUCCUUGGGUUCUUUGACGGUACUAUCGACCAAUUACAUCUCUCUCCUGCUAGGGUCCUGUACGGCAUUACUCCUUCCACCCCUCCUCGCUUCGCUCUUUCUCUGGGAGAGCAUGUUGUCAAGCAGACGAUCAAGACAACAGACGAAGCUGUCGAUCUUCGUGAAGCCUAUCCCGUGGGAACCAUGCUCGACGCUGCAAAGGUUAUCAGGGUCGAAAACGAGAGAGGGCUGAUAGUUCAAGUCAGCGAGGGCGUGGAGGGACUCGUGCACAUCUCUCACGUCUCUGACGAACAUAUUCCGACGCUCUCGCCGUCGUCGGGAGCAUGGAAAUUAGGCACCGUGCACCGUGCUCGUGUUACGGGAUAUUAUCCUUUCGACGGCAUCCUACAGCUUUCACUUCGACCUUCAAUAUUGGCACAGAAGUUCCUCCAGGUGGCCGAUGUUCAAGUCGGUGAGGUCAUCAAAGGGACGAUCAAGAAGCUCACGGACUCGGCGUUGUUUGUAUCGAUCUCAGGCAAUGUGGAUGGCGUCAUUUGGCCCAACCACUACGCGGAUAUCGCCUUGAAGCACCCCCAGAAGCGUUUCAAGCCUGCAGCGAGCAUCAAGUGCAGGGUGCUUGUCGUGGACCCUGAUAGAAAACGAAUCGCUUUGACCGCUAAGAAGACCCUCGUGGAUUCCACCCUCCCGAUCAUCGCACAUAUCAGUGAGGCCCAGAUUGGCAUGGUCUCGCAUGCUGUCGUUUUCAAAGUCUCCGAGAAAAGCUUACAAGUCGAGUUCUUCAACAACCUCAAAGCGAUCGUCCCAGCGCGCGAAGCAAGUGAAACCCCUAUAUCCUCACUGGCUUCAGUCUUCCCUGUCGGCAAACCUGUUCAAGUCCGCAUCAUCGCGGUUGACACGGAGAGUUCACGCAUCACAGCGAGCAUACGGCAAGCGUCCCCCACCUUCAAGUCUGCGAUCGCCGAUAUCAGCGGGGUGGAUAUCGGGGACAUCGUGGAAGGCGUUGUGGCUGAUAUCCACAAGGACAAACUCAUGGUUACACUUCACCCUACGCAGGUCACCGCACUGUUGUCGCUCCACAACCUCGCAAACCGUCGUGAGAUGUCGGUCGCUCAACUUCGCUCUGCAAUCAAGACCGGCGACAAGCUCCGGGAACUUGUCGUGACGUCGCGGAACCCUGAAAAGGGCUUCGUCCUAGUUGCCAUGAAGCCGAAGGAGAAGCAGCAACUUGUGCAAAAGAGCCGCCUGUCGCUCGACACGCUUCAACCUGGACAACUCGUGGGUGGCCGCGUCCUACGACACAAUCGUCUCGGGGCUCUCGUCAAGCUCACGAACUCGAUUCAUGGCAUACUUCAUCCAACAGACGCAUGCGACGACUACGAGAACGGAAAGCCUUUCCCGGCCGUCGAUUCUGUCCUGAAGGCCGUGGUCCUUAGCGUGGACAACGAGAAGCGGCAAGUUACGUUAUCGACACGUAUAUCUCGUCUCUUCCCCGCUCAAGACAAGCCCGUCACCGAUCGCGAAAUCUCGAAUUUGGAGAGUCUGAAGAUCGGAGAUUCGGUCAGGGGUUUCAUCAAGAAUGUCGCUGAACAUGGGCUCUUUGUCAUGCUCGGCCGUGACAUUGAUGCGCGGGUUCAGAUCAGGGAGCUCUUUGACGAUUAUGUCAAAGAUUGGAAAAGCCGUUUCACCGCAAACCAACUUGUCAAGGGUCGGAUCCUCAGCGUGAACUUUGACAAGAAGCAAGUUGAGCUCUCAUUCCGCUCCGGAGACCUCAAGCGCGAGACCCGCUCCCAGCUCAAUCUUUCUGAUCUCGCCGAAGGUCAGAAGGUCGACGGCCAUGUGAAGAGGGUGGAAGAGUACGGUAUCUUCAUCGAGAUUGUGGCCUCCAAGCUCAGUGGGUUGUGUCACAAGUCCGAGCUCUCGGAUAACAAAGACGCAGACGUGACCUUGGCGCUGCGUAGUUUCCGCGAAGGCGACAAGGUCAAGGCAGUAGUUCUUUCAAUCGAUACCGAGAAGCGUCGCAUAUCUUUUGGUCUCAAGCCUUCCUACUUCGAGGAGCAAGAUUUCGAGCAGGGAAAAUCCGACGAAGAAGAUGAAGCUGACGCACGGGGAUCAUCUCCGGCCUUCGGCGUCAUGGACAACGACGAGAAUGAGGACGAAGAUGGAGAUGGAGAGGAAGACGAGGGCGAACAGGACGUUGACGCCGAUGUCGAACUCGCAGACGGUUCACAAGACGGCUCAGCGGAGGAAGACUCCAACACAGAAGCGGAAGGGAUGGAUAUCGACUUCACGCUCGAUCUUCAACAGCCAUCGAACAGUGCAACACCAGUCCCCUCUAAACGUGGCCUGCAGCUGGACAACGGUUUCCAAUGGUCUGCUGUCGAUGCCUCCGAGGACGUCGACAAGGACUCGGAAGACAACGAUGAGGACGAGCAGCCCGAGGAGAAGAAGAAGAAGCGCAAGCGCAAGGAGAUAGAGCAAGACCUCACUGCCGACAUGCACACCAAGCUUCCAGAAUCCAACGCUGACUUCGAGCGUCUGCUUCUUGGUUCCCCAGACUCGUCGUAUCUGUGGGUUCAGUACAUGUCCUUCCAGCUCCAGAUCUCCGAGGUGGACAAAGCGCGGGAAAUCGCCAAACGCGCGACGAAGACGAUCAACUUCCGUGAAGAGCAGGAAAAGAUGAACGUCUGGAUCGCGCUGCUCAACCUGGAGAACAUCUACGGCACCGACGAGUCGCUUGAGACGGCUUUCAAAGACGCCGCCCGACACAACGAUUCAAAGACGAUCCAUCUGCGCAUGGCCGAGAUCUUCGAGCAAAGCGACAAGUCAGAGAAAGCGGAGGAGCAGUACAAGCGCACCUGCAAGAAGUUCUCGACCAGCUCGAAAGUCUGGACGCUGUGUGGCGAACAUUACCUCAAGCGCGGGAUGCUCGAAGAGGCUCGCAAGCUCCUUCCUCGCAGCCUUCAGAGCUUAGAGAAGGGGAAACACUUGAAGACGAUUUGCAAGUUCGCUCAACUCGAGUACAAGCUUGGUGAUCCAGAACGAGGCAAGACCAUCUUCGAAGGCAUCGUGGACUCCCAUCUGAAGCGUUGGGACAUGUGGUCGGUUUACAUGGACAUGGAGGCAAGCCAAGGGGACAUCAUGAGCCUAAGGAACCUCUUCAACCGUGUACUCGCUCUCAAGAUGACCAGCCAUAAGGCCAAAUCUUUCUUCAAGAAGUGGCUCGAACUCGAGCGCCGACUUGGAGACGAGGAGGGUGCAGACGCUGUCAAGGCGAAAGCCAUUGAAUGGACUCAGCGUGCUGCCGGGGUUUCCGAUCCGGAUACGUAG